Messenger RNA from Schistosoma guineensis, 1077 nucleotides. The record is from the annotation of a GenBank genome assembly. NCBI's taxonomy places the organism in Eukaryota, Metazoa, Platyhelminthes, Trematoda, Strigeidida, Schistosomatidae.
AUGCAAGGACAUAGUUCCUCCUUCGUAUUGAAUAUUGAAACCGCUAACAUAAGUAAGUUAAAACUUGUCAGACUACGUACUUCUAGUGUAACAUUAGCAAUACGGGGGACUAUUUCAACCAUGUCAAAUAUUUUAAGAGGUCUUGAUAUAUCCACACUUACCCAUCAAUCGUUGAAAGACAUGGGCAAUCAACUGUUCAACUCAUGUCAAUAUAACGAAGCAGUUCAAUGCUAUACACAUGCUAUCACCCAACAACCAAAUAUUUCUUCGUAUUAUUCAAACAGAGCGUUGUGUUAUAUUCAAAUGCAAGAUUAUUCAAAAGUUUUAUCUGAUUGCAGAAAAGCAAUUGAUUUAGAUCAAAACAAUUUAAAAGCUCAUUUCUUUGCUGGACAAGCACACUUGGGCUUAAAUCAAUAUGAAGAAGCAUUAACAAGACUUGUUCAUGCUCAUAAUUUAGCUUUAGAACAGCAUCGUAAUUUUGGAGAUGAUAUAACUUCAGUUAUCCGAUUAGCUCGGAAAAAACGUUUCGAAGCUAUGGAUGAAGACAGACAAAAGGAAGAAAUUUCUUUACAAGUUUAUUUAAACAACUUAAUCAUGGAAGAUGCUGCCCGUCAAAAACAAGUGAUUCUAUCUAAAUUGUCUGGAAUCAAUGGUUCUCUACCAAAUGUCGAGCCAACCAAAAACGUGUCUAUUGAUUUGUUAUCAGCCGAAGAUAACAAUUUUGAAAACAUCUCACCAAAGCACCAAGAAAUUCUUUCGAAAAUAGAUAAUACUGCUCAAAAAUACAUUUCAGAGCUUAAUGAACUGUUCUGUAAGGUGGAUGAACGCCGAAAAAAACGUGAGAUUCCAGACUACCUUUGUGGUCGUAUUAGCUUUGAUCUAAUGCGAGAUCCUGUAAUCACACCUUGUGGAAUUACCUAUGAUCGGCCGUCAAUUAUAUCUCACCUGCGCCAAGUUGGACACUUUGAUCCUGUUUCACGUCAACCAUUGAUAGAAGAUCAGCUUAUACCAAAUUUGUCUAUGAGAGAGGUUGUACAAGCUUUUCUAAACGAAAAUCCCUGGGCUGAAACAUUAUAA